AGGGUUGUGAACAGCGAAGAUGCUAGGGUACCGAAGACAGACCACCUGCUCUACGGUUCAACUCUUUAAACUGAUAACGUAUGAAUUGAAAAUGAGCUUCGACAAUCCUGUCUGAUCAUCAAAACUUGACUUAAUGUUGGUAAAUUUUUCAAGUAUAAUUCAGAAAUAACCCAGCAAAGUAUUGGAAUCUAAGGUUAACGUACCAAUACUCGCCCCUGAAUCAACCAACAUGCAGUGAAAGAAAACCGAGACAUUAAUAUUGUUGGUUACUGAAAGGUAAAAUUUAUGCAAGAAUGACCUGGGAUUGGAAAACACUGUAUGUGGUUUGGACAGCCAUUAUCUUCAUGUGUCUACUAGAACUGGGAGAUUCCAAACCGUACGAAAGACGUGCUGCAGUAGAAAAACCUUUAUCAGAACCCUGUCAGUUGGAUCGCUACAGAUGCGGUACAAAAUGUAUCCCUCUAAAAUGGAUCUGUGAUGGCUACAACGACUGUGACGACAAUCUCGACGAGAGAAACUGUCUACUAGCAAAUCAGAACGCUACAACAGGCAAAUUGACAAGCGCUAAAAUUCAGGAAGCUGGCAACAUUCUGGAUGGCAGCCCAAGUGUGAGCACUUCUCCAGGAUGUUCUUCAAAGAUGUUCUCAUGUGACAAGGGCGACAAGUGCCUAAAGAUGAGUUCGUUGUGUGACACUUUGCGUGACUGCAGCGACGGCAGCGACGAAGUAAACUGCCCCGCCAAAUCCUCAGGAUGCGAGGUCAGCAAGUUUUCAUGUGACAGUGGAGCCAAGUGUUUGCCAAUGACAUGGUUGUGUGACAGCAUUGAUGACUGUAUUGAUCGCAAAGAUGAACACAAUUGCCCGGUCACCAAAGGUGUAUCAGUUGCUCAAGCAGCAGAAGCAGCCGCAAUGACAGCGGCACAGGAAGCAAAGCGGGCAGCAUUUGCUGCACAGGAGAUGAUGAAAAGCGCUAAAGAAGCGGCCGACAAGGCCAAACGAGCUAGACAAAUCGCUGAAGCUGUCGAAACCUCUUAAGUACGAACACCCUCAUAUACGACCGGGUCGAUUUACGAGGUUCAACCAAUACAGUGACUCAAAUAUAGCGACUCUACCAUGCAGUGAGACUAAGAAUAGGAUGGAGUGGAAUGUAAUUCUGCAUGGUUUCUUUGAAUGAUAUCAACAGAUCGAUCUUAUCUUUCAAACAAGUGAACAAUAUGAAAUCCAUGCCUUCAAACUUCAUAACCCGAAAAAUCAGUUUAUCUGCCAUUUUAAGUUUCUAAAUAUGAAGAAACUAUUAUGCUGUUGUUUAUAUUUUUAGCUUUUAUCUUUUCAAAAUAAUUCUGAUUUUCAAAAUAAUUCCUCGGCGACCAAGCGCAUUUUUGUUUAAGGCAAGUGUGCGGCGAGAGCAGAGGUGCUAUAAUUAAUGGAUUUUUUUAUAGGUUUAAGCUCCUCAAACUUAAUCGGGUUUAAACAAAAUAGAAUUGAAAAAAGAAACUUGAUUAAAAGUAAUAAGAACGAUUAACGCAUACAGUGGGGUUGAAAAACUGCGUUUCAUAAUCAAUGAUAUAGUAAUAUUCGCCUAAAGAAAGAAGGAAUUUUUUGGGGGAGAAAGAUGCAAAAUUAGAUUAAGUUUGAGUUAUCGACUUUGAGAUUUUCUUUUAAGGGUGCCCGCCUUUUUUGGAGUACAUGUCAUUUUUCAUGAAUCCUAAAAGAUUUUUUUCCUUUUAAGUAGACGGCGGCGGCCAUUAGAAUGUCGUUUAUUGACAUACUGGCAAGUUUACUAAGUAAACCCUCACAUAGUCCCUUCCGAGAAACCAAAGUAGGCUGUUCCAUUAUUUUAGAAUCAAGGAAUAACUUUAUUUUUAACAUGACUAAGAAUCAGUGUUUAUUUUAUCGAGAGAAAAAAUCAUGAGUCACGUUAUCUCUUUUUGUCCUUCCAGCUAUCUUUUUCUUAUUGGUGCAUUUUAAGGAAAUAUUUCGAGCUUCCCGAAAUGAUUUGCCGUAUCUAAAUGAAGAAAUCAUAAAAAAUUAAGCUCGAUAAGGGAAGGUGAUGUUGCACGAUUCUUGAUGUACUGGAGAUUUCAGAUGGGAUCUUUUUAAUGAUUUUAUUUGAACAUUUGAUCCAGGAAUCAGUCUGUAAAAUGCAUUAAAAAAAGCUAUUUGCGACAGGUCCUCGACUUUGAGUUGCCAGCAAGAAAUUUAAACUAGAAAAAUGAUAAUAAAUCGCGUAACGAGGACGAUUUUUUACCUAGGGGACUACCCUAGCCUUUUUAAUUGUCGCCUUUUUAUUUCUAACGAAAUAUUAUGAUGACCGUUUAAAUCCUAGUCAAAAACUAUUAACGGAAAGCUUAAUCAAGGCUUUAAUUGCAAACUCACACAUUUUUGAUUCAUUGCAUUUAAAUCCAUCGCUAAAGAACUUCAAAAACCGAAUCGCGAGGAGUUUUUUUUAGCGAGACUCGAUAUUAAUGCAAAUAUUUAACGUCUCGGUAAAGUCUUCAAAUAAAAGCCAGUCUACGAGUGCGUUGACAAGAUAUCAGGAUAAAAAUAAUAAUUUUGUGUUAAGCCCAAGUUAGCUAAUGUGAAGGUUUUGUGUGUGUGUUGUUUUUUGUGUGUUCUCUCUAGAUCACACCGCUGGUUGACAAACAGCAACAAAAACAAACAGAGUUAAAAGGACUUCGCACAUGAAUCAACAUCAAUCGUAAACCCUACUGAGGGGAUUUGGAACAUCUAUCGCUGCAUAGCCUCUUUGGAGCUUCCGUUCAAAUUUUAUCAAACUAGCUAUUAUCAGCUUCGCUUUGACUGUUACGAGUGCAUUAAAACAACUGUAAAUCUA
Actinia tenebrosa (Australian red waratah sea anemone) is the source of this 2832-nucleotide messenger RNA. RefSeq names its product CD320 antigen. Gene Ontology annotation, cellular component: plasma membrane. Lineage: Eukaryota; Metazoa; Cnidaria; Anthozoa; Actiniaria; Actiniidae. The record is from RefSeq and is a predicted model, not a curated record. Gene Ontology annotation, molecular function: protein binding.